AUGUCUUCCGAUAAAGAAUACUAUGAAAUACUUCAUGUUGAAAAGACUGCCUCCGCAGAAGCAAUCAAGAAAGCGUAUCGGAAGCUAGCGCUAAAAUGGCACCCAGAUAAAAAUCCUGAUAACCAAAAAGAAGCUGAAUUAAAAUUUAAAGAAAUUUCAGAAGCUUAUGAAGUGUUGUCAGAUUCUGAAAAGCGUGCAAUGUAUGAUAAGUAUGGAAAAGCAGGACUUCAGGGAGAUUAUGGUUCCUCAGGCGGCUUUGAAUUUACUUUUAGCGACCCGAUGGAUAUCUUUAGAUCUUUCUUCGGAGGAAGGGACCCUUUCUCGGAAAUGUUUUCUUUUGAUCCUUUUAACGAGGGACGUGGAACGAAGCGACCUGGUGAGAGAUCACAGAAUAACAGUUUCUUCAAUGAUUUUGGCUUUGGUGGUUUCUCGUCGUUUGGUAACUUUAGUAACAUGGGUGCCGGAGGUGGCGGUUUCACUUCUUUUUCGUCAAUGUCGUCAUCCUUUGGAGGUGGACCGAAUGUCAAGUCUACUAGUACAUCAACUGUCAUCGUUAAUGGUAAAAAGAAGACCACAAAAAAAGUAAUUGAGAAUGGCGUCGAAACUGUCACCGUACAUGAAGAUGGAAUACUAACGUCGAAAACGGUCAAUGGGACGCCGCAACUUGAAGAUAAUAAUACCUAUCAACGUAUAAAGUACGCCUGA
This is a messenger RNA of Trichoplax adhaerens, 705 nucleotides long. RefSeq lists its product as uncharacterized. Gene Ontology annotation, cellular component: cytosol; endoplasmic reticulum membrane. The record is from RefSeq and is a predicted model, not a curated record. NCBI's taxonomy places the organism in Eukaryota, Metazoa, Placozoa, Uniplacotomia, Trichoplacea, Trichoplacidae. The transcript is spliced from 6 exons. Gene Ontology annotation, molecular function: ATPase activator activity; Hsp70 protein binding. The coding region runs from base 1 to 705 and encodes 234 amino acids. Gene Ontology annotation, biological process: positive regulation of proteasomal ubiquitin-dependent protein catabolic process; protein refolding.